Chionomys nivalis (European snow vole) is the source of this 921-nucleotide messenger RNA. RefSeq names its product HORMA domain containing 2 (gene Hormad2). Lineage: Eukaryota; Metazoa; Chordata; Mammalia; Rodentia; Cricetidae. Bases 1 to 921 code for a protein of 306 amino acids. The transcript has 10 exons. The record is from RefSeq and is a predicted model, not a curated record.
AUGACUACUGCUCAGCUCGCUCACAACACCAGAACACUAGAAGCAUCUAAGAGCACAAUUUUCCCAGCCCUAAUCACUAAUGAACAUGAGUCACUGAUAAUGGUGAAGAAACUUUUCGCUACUUCCAUCUCAUGUAUAACAUAUUUGAGGGGCCUGUUCCCAGAGAGCUCUUAUAGAGAUCGCCAUUUGGAUGACCUCAGUUUAAAAAUUCUCCGGGAAGACAAAAAGUGCCCUGGGUCAUUACAUAUUAUUAAAUGGAUUCAAGGUUGUUUUGAUGCUUUGGAGAAGAGAUACCUUCACAUGGCAGUGCUAACACUGUACACAAAUCCCAAGGAACCUGAGAAAGUAACUGAGAUAUACCAAUUCAAAUUCAAAUACACAGAAAAGGGAACCACUAUGGACUUUGACAGUAGUAGUACAAGCUUCGAAAGUGGAACAAACAGUGAUGAUAUUAAGAAGGCCUGUUCCCUACUAAUCCGUCAAUUGUAUAUACUGAUGCAGAACCUGGGACCCCUUCCUAAUGAUGUUAUACUUACCAUGAGACUCCAUUAUUAUAAUUCAGUGACACCAUAUGAUUACCAACCCCCUGGUUUUAAAGAAGGUGGUAACUCACACUUCCUGCUGUUUGAUGGGGAGCCUGUGAGCUUUCGCAUGGGCUCAGUCUCCUCUGGCUUUCACAGCAUGAAAGUAAAAGUUACAACCGAGGCCACCAGAAUGCUUGAUGGGGAGAGCAGUCCCACUCAGGAGAAUGGCACUACUGAGAUAGCCCAUCAGGGUCUUGACUGUGAUGAGGAAGAAGAGGACGGCAGCAACCAAAUUCAAAGAGUGAAUUUUGUACACAUUGAGUCAAGUUUUGAAAGCUCCGGGAAGAAGAGGAAGGUCAGUGAGCCAGUGAAAAUCCUCAUCCCUAAAAGAAAAUGA